Messenger RNA from Seminavis robusta, 1599 nucleotides. NCBI's taxonomy places the organism in Eukaryota, Bacillariophyta, Bacillariophyceae, Naviculales, Naviculaceae. The record is from the annotation of a GenBank genome assembly.
CCACAACCCACGGGCUUCCGGCUUCCGGGCACUGGAACACUGGCAGUACUAGUACGUCGAAGUACUUUGUACCCCAAUGGGUCCUUGUUUGUCCUCCUCACCCCGUUCUCAGAACACAAAUGGAAACAACCAAGAUGACCUUCAGGAUUACGUGGAGGCUAUCCGAAGGACCCAGUAUCUGGACUGGAGGCAGCAUAUUCAAGAUGAGGAUGAGCGUCAAGCCAUUCUACAAGUCCAACGAAACCCUCCCGUGCCAAUAUUGGACGAUUUGUUUCUAUCCGGUGCGACAAGCUUAUUGAACCAACAGAGACUAAAGUCGUUGGGUAUCACCCACAUCCUGAACGUUGCAGGACGGCAAGCAACAAAUUUGGAAGGCAACCAGAGCAAUGACUUCAUAUACAAAACAAUCGGCGCGGCAGAUCGGAAGGAUUAUGCAAUGCUGGAGCUUCACCUAGAAGAAUGUCGGUCGUUCAUUGACAGCUGCCGCGAAAUGGGUGGGAAAUGCCUGGUUCAUUGCCAAGCGGGGGCCAACCGAUCUGGAGUUGUCGUUGCUGCGGAAAUGAUGCUGAGAACACAAAAGCCAGUUCUCGAAGUGGUCUAUCACUGUCGGAAACAAAGAGGUACGACGUUUCUUUGCAAUGAAACCUUCAUCAUUGAGUUGGUAAAGCUGGCAAAAACUCACAGCUUGUUGGGCCCAAAACCCGGCGAACAUGGGUGCAUUGUAGCGACCAAAGUUUCAAGAUGAUACAAGUCAAUAUAAAUGGGCGAGUAAUAUUAGCUCCAAAUCGAGUCUGCAGUUGGUUGCUACCGGAGGUACCAGGUAUGCCAUAUGUAAUGCCGAAUACUUUCAUAGUUACCAGCCUCCUCUUUGACCUGACAGCACUAGCAGGUGAUUCGGAGGCAAGAGACACCAGGUGUAGAAAGAGACCAGUUGGAGCAGGGAAAAGUGCUGAGGAAGCAAAUAAAUGUGCACGCGGGGAGAGUGGGAGGUGGAGAGAAAUCUGUGGAAAUGGACCAAGGGCGGCCAGCAAAGGGAUCCACAAUGAAGAAUUGUAGUAUGAUCCCAUCUUGGAGGACAGCAGCACAGUACCCCUCAUUGUCGGCAAGUGGUGGUUUGGAGAGGUGAGCCUUUUAAAUGCACUUUUCUUGGAAGGUACCGGUACCGGUAGACUUGUGGUAGUACUACGUAUUAUUCAGAAUGCAGAGCAAGCUGUGACCAUCCUGGUGAGGGCCAAGCAUGGGGCCGGGUGGCUGUGGGGGAGCUGGCGGAGGUUUGCAGGCACCAAUUAGAUUCUAGUAGACUGUUGCUUGGGAAAACAGUUGUACUCCCAGCUCUACCGAGUGCCCACGAGCGAGAACCGGAAAAAUGCUAGCAGCCGUGUACCGGUAGCUCCGGGUACAUGUAUUGGGCCUACCUUUCGUCUGCUGAGGGGUGGGCUAAGCAAGUCUAGCUACUACCUCGUAGUAAUGAGAAAACAGCAAAGGAAUGAAUCGAAUACCAUGGUUGGCCUGGACAUAGCAGCUUAUGAGAAAGCCAUCGAACAUCAAGUUUCUGAACCGGCGUUCACCGAAAGAGCAAUUUGUUUGUUUAACGCCUCU